CUGCCCGUGGCCCCCCCAGUCCUCCCGCCCCCAAGGGACGCGCUGAUGCCCGCCCCACGCCGCAGCAAGAUGCGCACCUUCCACUGGACGGUGAUCCCGGCGGAGCGGGUCCGUGGGCGCCCCAGCGUGUGGACGGCCAGCAGCCGGCAUGACCACACCCCCCUGGACGUGGAGCACCUGGAGGAGCUCUUUGGGGAGCAGCCGGGCUGGGGCCCACGGGGGCCCUUGUUGCUGGGCCGGCCCCAAGGCCAGGUCUCUCUCCUGGACUCAAAGAAGAUCUUGAACUUGGAGAUAUUUUUGAAGCAGUUUAAGAGGCCUGUGCAGCAGAUCGUGGCCGAUCUCCGGGCCGGCGCCGGUGCCCUGUACGGGGCUGAGAAGCUGCUGGAGCUGUGCAAGAUGCUGCCUGAUGCGGACGAGCAGGUCAAAAAACUGAGGGCGUUCCAGGGCCCCUGGCGCCAGCUCUCGGAUGCUGAGACCUUCUCGCUGCUGCUUGUGGGGGUUCCCAGCUACGCCCGGCGCCUGGAGUUGCUGGUCCUGAAGGAGGAGUUUUUCCCCCAGCUCAACUCGCUGAAAUCCUCCAUCCAGAUUCUGACCGAGGCGGCUCGGGAGCUGCUGGGCUGCGAGGAGCUGCACGUCGUCAUCCGCCUGGUCCUGAGAGCUGGCAACUACAUGAACAUGGGGGGCUAUGCUGGCCAUGCCGCAGGCUUCCGGAUGGCCUCUCUCCUCAGGCUGGCAGACACCAAGGCCAACAAGCCAGGCGUGGACCUGCUGCACUUCGUGGCCAUGGAGGCUGAGCGGAAGGACAGGAGCCUGCUGGAUUUCCCAAGCAAACUGGAGCACGUGGGGCUGGCGUCACGGAUCCAGGAGCAAGAGGUGGCGUUGGAGCUGCAGGGCCUGGGGGAGCGCCUGGCGGGGGCCCGCGGCAGCCUGACGGAGCUGGGCCCGGAGCAGCUGGAGCCCUUCCUGCAGCUGGCGCAAGCAGAGCUGGACGUGGUGCAGGCGGAGCUGGAGCGGCUGCGCCAGGCCACGGCCGCGCUGCGCGACUUCUAUUGCGAGGACGAGGCGCUGUUCUGCCUGCAGGAGGUGUGUGCCGUGUUGCAUGUCUUCGGGGGGCGCUUCCGGACGGCCGUGCAGGAGAACCGGGCGCGGGAGCAGGCCGAGCAGCGCCGGCAGCAGCUGGAGCGACAGCGGCAGGAGAAGCGCCGCUCCAUCGCCACGUGCUCGGUGCGGGAGCCGGAGCUGCAAGAUGUGGAGCUCAAUUUCCUGUUGACACGCACGCCCCAACCGUGCCGCCGGAGCCACGUCCCACGGGGUCCCCGCACCGGGCCCUGCAGCAGCCUGGACUUGGGGGCUGGGGAGUGCCCCGACUGGGUGGCCCUGCCGGAGCCCUUGGCCAGGGUGGCCGGCCAGAGCCGCCUGAGCCGGCGCCACACGCUUGCCAUCCUCCCAGCCCACCCCGAGCCCCAGGACUCCCUGGGCCCAGCACCUGCCCCCCCACCAGGGCCCCCUGCCACCCCUGUGGGCAGGAAAGGGGGCCUCAUGUCCUGGCUCCCUGAACGGCUCCCGUCCCCAGGGGCCUCACCAAAGGCGGAGGGCUGCUCCCCCGACACCUCACCCUCCCGCCCUUUCCCCAGCCUCUUCUGUAAGAAGGGGCCUCCCAUGGGGGCUGAGGGGCAGGCUGCCCCCGGCUCCCCCACGGCCUCCCCCAAGGGCGUCUCCACCCUCGCUGGCUUCUUCUGGCGCCUCGGCUUGGCCGAGAAGCCGCUCAGGCCCUCCCAGAGCUGAGGGGGCGGCGGUGCCGGGGGUGGGGGUAGCUUUGCCCGCCCCUCCUGGCUGGGGUGCAAGGCUGCCUUGCAGCUUUAAGGGGAGACUGCCAGGGGGCGUGGUGCUCCUGCCCCCCCCAAUGUCAUGGCCAGGGCCUGGGGACUUUGGUCCCCACCCUCCCCUCAGGGUGUCCUGGCCCCUGCCUUGGGCCUCCGCCGGGCACCACCAGCCGCUCGGCCAUUUUAACUGUCCCUGUCAGCGCCCGUUGCUGGGUUUAUUUGUUAAUAAAUCAUGAGGAACAUG
This is a messenger RNA of Malaclemys terrapin pileata, 2067 nucleotides long. Its product is annotated as FH2 domain-containing protein 1-like. The coding region runs from base 46 to 1785 and encodes 579 amino acids. The transcript has 10 exons. The record is from RefSeq and is a predicted model, not a curated record. NCBI's taxonomy places the organism in Eukaryota, Metazoa, Chordata, Testudines, Emydidae.